Molecule: messenger RNA, 654 nt
Organism: Mercenaria mercenaria
Lineage: Eukaryota; Metazoa; Mollusca; Bivalvia; Venerida; Veneridae
Product: zinc finger MYM-type protein 1-like
Exons: 2
Coding region: 1-654 (217 amino acids)
Source: RefSeq, a predicted model, not a curated record
AUGGAAAAGGCCAAUCAGCCUGGCAAUUUUGCGUUUCCAAAGCGAUCAUUCGGUAAAAAGAACCCUGAACUCCGUUCAUUCAACCCUCAAUGGUUCAGCGUAUUUCCAUGGAUUCACUAUGAUGAGUCCAAAGAUCUGGCGUUCUGUUUCAUCUGUAUGUCGGCUAUGAAAGAAGGCAAAAUCGCUAACUCGAAGGCAGAGUCUGCGUUCGUAUCGGCGGGCUUUUGCAACUGGAAGGACGCCACAACAAAGUACAGAAAACAUCAGCAAUCAGAAUGCCACAAGGAAGCAGUUGAAAGACAUGUUACUCUGCCAAAACAGACAAAAGACAUCGGGGAAACACUAUCUGCUGCUCACUCAGAAGAAAAGAAACACAACCGCGCCCAACUACUUACUAUCUUGAGAAACAUCCGGUUCUUGGCACGUCAGGGAGUAGCGUUACGGGGGCACGAUGAAGACGAUAGCAACUUCUUACAGCUACUCAGACUUCACGGCGAAACAGACGAGUCGAUCAUAACAUGGAUGGAGAAGAAAAGGGAGAAGUAUACAUUAACCCGACAUUCAGAACGAAGUCCUACAAAUAAUGGCACUGGGUAUUCUGCGGAAAGUAGCCUCCGACAUCAAGGAAAAUCACUUCUUCACCAUCAUGGCUGA